Molecule: messenger RNA, 2012 nt
Organism: Scheffersomyces stipitis CBS 6054
Lineage: Eukaryota; Fungi; Ascomycota; Pichiomycetes; Serinales; Debaryomycetaceae
Gene: RFC2
Product: replication factor C subunit 2
Exons: 1
Coding region: 116-1225 (369 amino acids)
Biological process (GO): DNA repair; DNA-templated DNA replication
Cellular component (GO): DNA replication factor C complex; nucleus
Molecular function (GO): DNA binding; ATP hydrolysis activity; DNA clamp loader activity
Source: RefSeq, a predicted model, not a curated record
CUAAAAGCCCAACAAACUUCCAAUUCACGCGACUUAAACGUUCCAAGUAUAUAAUAUAUAUAUGAAUCGUUUUUGCUGCUAUUGAAAGUGACUGUAAACAUUUGAACCGCGAAAUAUGACUUCAAUUCUUAUGCAAAAGUCGCAGAAGCUCGACCAAUACGAGCAAGAAAGGCUCGAACAUACGCCGUGGGUUGAAAAAUACAGACCACGGAACUUGGACGAUGUCGCUUCACAGGACCAUGCAGUGAAAGUUCUCAAGAAGACGAUGGAAUCUGCCAAUUUGCCUCAUAUGCUCUUCUAUGGGCCACCUGGAACCGGCAAGACUUCUACAAUUCUAGCCUUAAGCAAGCAACUAUACGGACCAAAUCUCUACAAAAGUAGAGUGUUGGAACUUAAUGCUUCAGACGAAAGAGGAAUCUCGAUAGUUAGACAAAAAAUCAAGAAUUUCGCCCGUUUGACUGUGUCUAAUCCCAGCAAAGAAGAUUUAGAGAAAUAUCCCUGCCCACCAUAUAAAAUCAUUAUUCUUGAUGAGGCCGAUUCUAUGACCAACGAUGCUCAGGCAGCCCUUAGAAGAACAAUAGAGAACUACUCGAACAUUACACGGUUCUGUUUGAUCUGUAAUUAUGUCACAAGAAUCAUUGAUCCGCUUGCAUCGCGUUGUUCCAAGUUCAGAUUUAGAUUGUUGAACAACGAGAAUGCCUUGAACAGAUUGAAGUAUAUCGCUGAACAAGAGCAUAUCAGUCUAGACAGUAACCAGUUGGUACUUCAAGAGGUUUUGCGUAUAUCUGGCGGAGAUUUGAGAAAAGCCAUCACAUUCUUGCAAUCUGCUACUAAGUUGCACAAGUCAUUAGCAGCUCCUACAGAAGAAGAUGGAGAUAUCCAAAUGUUGGAUGAGAUUCCAGGAGAAGCUAUAACUGUUGAGUCGAUCCAAGAGAUCGCUGGGGUCAUACCAGAAAAUGUCAUUUUAGAAGUGGUUUCCACAAUCAAAUCUAAGAAUCUGAAGAGUAUCAUCACCCAAGUAAAUGAUAUCAUAUCACAGGGAUUUAGUGCUCAACAGGUGCUUGACCAGUUGCAUGAUAAGUUCAUCUUGGAUGAUAGCCUAGACUCGGCUACGAAGAACAAGAUCGCCAAGACCCUAUUCUUGAUCGAUAAACGUUUGAAUAAUGGUACAGACGAACAUAUUCAACUACUUGACUUGUGCCUACAGAUCGCCAAAUCUUUGUAAUAUUCUUAAAAUAAUCUCAUCCAGUUCAUUUCAUUAAAAUUAAUCUAUCUACGCCAUUGUCGAUAUGGAAAUAUACACUUGCAAGAGAGCAUGCCUGGAGGCAUCGACCGUAGUAUACAGAGCUAAUAGCUAAUUCUAAGUUAUGAUGCUAAUUCAUUCAACUGUAAUUCAACUGUAGUGUAGCAACAAAACUGAAGCCAAACACAUUGCUAAUCAUAAUUGGCAUCAACUAUGCGAAGUGCAAAUUAACGACGGUUGAGUUGCUGUUGACUUGGUUGUUGCUGCUGAUUUUGCUGCUGAUUUGACUGUUGAUGUUGCUGUUGCUGUUGUUGUUGUUGCUGCUGCUGCUGCUGUUGAUGCUGCUGCUGCUGUUGAUGUUGUUGUAAAUGAGGUGGCAUACCUGGUGGGAAGCCCAUAUAUGGAGGAGGGAUAAAGCCAGGAGGUCCAUUGGGGUUGCCAUUGUUGAAAGGCGGAGGCAUACCAUGUGGAUGUGCAAAUCCUGGAGGAAACAUUCCUGGUGGUGGCGGGCCUCCACUGGGAGUACCAGGGCCAGAGUUACCCAAUGGAGGACCCCCUCUCAUGUUAGGUGGAAAUUGCAAGUGUGGAGGUGGUGGACCUCUUCCUUGGAAUUGUUUCAUCCAAGGAGGCAAUUGUUGUGCUUGUUGUUGCUGCUGCUGAGGAGAUUGUUGAAGAACUUGCUGGCUUCUAGAUUGUUGCUGCUGUUGCUGUUGAAUUUGUUGGUGCUGAAGAGCCAUCUGCUUCAUUUGUUCUGGGGAUGGUUGGUUCU